GAGAGGAGGGAGGGAGAGGGGAAGGAAAAGAGGGGAGAGAAAGAGAGGAGGGGGAGGAGUGAGGAGGAGGGAGGAAGAGGAGAGGAGAGAGAGGAGAAGGAGAGGAAGGAAGAGGAGAGGAGAGGAGAGAGAGGAGAGGAG
Molecule: messenger RNA, 141 nt
Organism: Leucoraja erinaceus (little skate)
Lineage: Eukaryota; Metazoa; Chordata; Chondrichthyes; Rajiformes; Rajidae
Product: neurofilament light polypeptide-like
Exons: 2
Source: RefSeq, a predicted model, not a curated record